CAGGGAAGGUGUUUCGCUGUUCAAGCGCCACGACGAACAUGCGGCCUGCCUGUCUGCAAGAAGCGGUGCCACUGGCCGUACUCCUUUGCUCCUCGGACCGGUCUAGCGCUUUCAUCGCGCAAGCUCCGGCUGCUGUUAGCAGCGGCGGUUGCUCGUCUACUUCAAUCUGCUCUGGUGCACUCGUGCAACCGCAGCAGCAAGCGACGGUUCUGCACCACCUCGACUGGAGACAUCGCCCCGGGAGAAAUGCGCGGCACGUAGUGUUUUUGGAACGCGCGGACCGCGACAAGGCCUUCGAGUUGCUGGAGACCUACAUCGAGCGGGAGAGCGACGCCGGCGAGAGGGAGGACUACGACCGCAUCCGAGGGCUCGUGCCGCAUAUGAGGAAACGUUUGUGGAAGGCGUCCUCCAGAGAGCAGGAGGACGCAACGGAACAGUUGGGCAUGGACGAUUUCCAGUUCGCGACGAAGGAGUACAUCCCCAACCUGAAAUCGCGUCCAUGGUGGGAGCCUGAGGUCUUUCCGUGGGCUCAGCAGCUUGAGGAAGCAAGCCCAAUCAUCCAGGAGGAGUACCGGGCGCUCCGAGCUCAAGAAGCCUCGGAUUCUCAGUUUAAGAACAGCAAAGAGGGAGGCUACACCAGCCAGGGAUGGACGCACAUCCCUCUGGUCAACGCCAGGGAACCGGCAGAGAUGUACGAGGCCCAGCGCGCUCACUUCCCCAAAACUCUCAAGGUAUUGGAAGAUCUUGGUAUCCUCAGAGAUGCGCGAGCGGUGCUGAUUGGGCGACAGCAACCGAUGUCAGGCAUUAAGACGCACAGCGACGGAUCGAACGUGAUCAUCACCUGUCAUCUGGGCUUAGACGUUCCAGGCGACGAGGAAUGCCUCAUGUGGGUGGGGGUCAACAUGGAGAGCCGGGCGUGGCGCAACAACAAGCUUCUCUGCAUGGACACGAGCUACCUCCACUGGACUCGAAAUAACACCGAGAAGGAAAGAAUAAUCCUCCUGGUGAUGGUGUGGCACCCCGACAUCACACCAAAGGAGCAGAGAGUGCUCGAGUACUUGGACAGCCUCAUUAGAAGCGCUGCCGCGGGGAAACCGUUGCCGCUUCAGCCGCCGACCCCAGUGGAAGGCGACGUGUGA
Molecule: messenger RNA, 1139 nt
Organism: Ectocarpus siliculosus
Lineage: Eukaryota; Phaeophyceae; Ectocarpales; Ectocarpaceae
Source: the annotation of a GenBank genome assembly